Phalacrocorax carbo (great cormorant) is the source of this 4087-nucleotide messenger RNA. Lineage: Eukaryota; Metazoa; Chordata; Aves; Suliformes; Phalacrocoracidae. The record is from RefSeq and is a predicted model, not a curated record.
CGCCGCCGGCCAUGAGCGUCCCGGGGUCCGCGUGUGCCGUGGGGGAACGGGCGGCGACGCCGCCGCCCGCGCGGUCCCUCCUCCGCCACGUGCAGCUGGAGAACCUGGCGGCGGGGCUCAGCGGCGGCGUCGUCUCCACCCUGGUGCUCCACCCGCUCGACCUCGUCAAGAUCCGCUUCGCAGUAAGCGAUGGAUUGGAGCUGAGGCCCAAAUACAACGGGAUUCUCCACUGUAUGACCACUGUCUGGAAGCAUGAAGGACUCCGAGGCUUAUAUCAAGGGGUAACUCCAAACAUGUUGGGAGCAGGGGCUUCCUGGGGACUUUACUUUUUCUUUUACAAUGCCAUCAAAGCUUACAAGAAGGAAGGGAAGCUGGAAAGUCUCAGUGCAACCGAACACCUAGUGUCAGCUGCAGAGGCUGGAGCCAUGACUCUCUGCAUUACAAACCCAAUAUGGGUAACGAAGACACGACUUGUGCUACAAUAUGACGCUGGUGUUGAUCCAUCAAAGAGGCAAUACAGAGGCAUGUUUGAUGCUCUUAUAAAGAUAUACAAGACGGAGGGCGUACGUGGCUUGUAUAAGGGAUUUGUGCCUGGUCUGUUUGGAACUUCACAUGGAGCGCUUCAGUUCAUGGCAUAUGAAGAUUUGAAACUGAGAUACAACAAGUACAGAAACAGAGUAUCAGAUACAAAAUUGAACACUGUGGAAUACAUAACAAUGGCAGCUGUGUCCAAAAUAUUUGCUGUGUCUGCAACAUAUCCCUAUCAAGUUGUGCGAGCUCGUCUUCAAGAUCAGCAUAAUACGUAUUCUGGUGUGUUUGAUGUGAUCCGGAGGACAUGGAGGAAAGAAGGAAUACAUGGAUUUUACAAAGGAAUUGUCCCCAACGUGAUCAGAGUGACUCCUGCCUGCUGUAUUACCUUUGUCGUUUAUGAAAAGGUGUCUGGUUUUUUACUUGCUUUUAGAAAAGAAACUAAUUAAAGGUAUGAGUUUGGGUUCAUAAGGAAUCUAUCGCUUAUUUUUAUAUUUAUGAUCUAGGAGAGAUUUAGUUCAGCAGUCUUUUUUGACACUGUGAAUUGAUCUAGUAUUUUGAGGAAAGAACCUGGAGAUAGUAAAACCCUGCCAACAUCUCUUCUGCUGAAUGUUCCUUCGUUGCUGCCUUCCGCUCUGAAUCAGCUGUGUCUGCUUGACACAGAUGUCUCAGCAACUGUGAAAUAACAGCACUGUGACUGGGUGCGGGCAGCUGUGCAGCAACUCCGUUCAUCCCGGUCUGCCUGGAAUAAUGGACUGAUCUGUUUUGACACGUCUCAAGAUAACAGUUGGUCAGAUUCUACUCCUACAGAAGCGGAAAACUUCAUAUAAAAGCAACUCUGGGGUCUGCAAAACUUUCUUAAAUCUUUAUCUGAACCUCAUGAAGAAAGUAUGUAUAUAGUUGCUUACAGCAAUGUCUUCUGAAUCAACCUCUGUGUUAUUAGUCAGAUUUUAGGAUAUGGAACGCUCCAAAUUCCAUUGCUCAUCCAACACAAAAAUGCUGCCUCAGUGGGGUGCAGUUUGGAAACUCAAAUUGUUUUGUAAAACAGCUGUCUAUUCUUUGGUUUGAAUAAUUGCCAAUCUGAUGAAACCCAGUUCUUGUCUCAUACCAGGACAGACUUGCAUUGUGGUUUUUGGCUUGCUUUCAGCACCAGACCAAAGUGUAUGUUGUAUGCAUUGCUGGCCACUUACGGAUGAACAGAUUCAUUUUCUCCCUCUUCCCUGCCUGCCCUCUCCCUCUCUCCAUCUCUCUCUCUGAGUGAGUUUGUCUCCAUUACUGAUACAUCUGACCAAAUAUUACUAAGCAAAUGCAUAUUUGAAAGUAGGCUUAGCUAACGUUUCAGAAAUGAGGCUUUUUUCCUAGUCUGUGUUUUCCCAUAGUGAUGCAGUUUACAAACUUAGCGAUAAACUAAAUUACAGUACAUAUUAGUGAAUUUAUAUAAUAAUGAUGUUUAUUUGUAUGCCACUAAUUGCUGUCAGAGAUACGUACUUUUUGGAAGUCUGGGUUUAUUUUUCUAGUUCUUCUUUAACAAAAUACAUUACUGGCCAUAACAUCCAUCUUCAGCUGUUAGUAAGAAGGUAUUAAGAAGUAUCUCGGAAGUAUCACUUAACAAAGGAAGAAGUAAAUUAGGAAAGAUAAUUCAACAGGUAGGGGGAAAUAAUCAGUUUUGUGAGGAGAGGAGAAUACUAUCCAGCUGAAUAAUGGCUUAGAAAGGUUUCCUGUUUAACAAAAAACUAACCUAAAGCAGAAAUAAGGCUUUAUAUAUUUAACAGAUUAGGGUAUUGGUUUCAAUUUUAAACUAAAAUCUGGAAGACUACAGAAAUUGCUCGAUAUUUUGAAUCUUAAUUCAGCAAUCCACUUGCUUGUUUCUGUUGAUACUAUUGCCACAUACCACGUUUUGUAUAUCCUUACCUUUAUUAAUAAUUCACACUUUCUCCUCCAUGAUCUCAUCUCCCCUACUGAUACAGUUGAUAAUCUCAUCUGAAAAGGGCAUGUGGCCAUCAUGGCUGGCUUUAGCUUUUAUUAUGAAAGUUUCCAUGUGCAUUUAGCCAAAGAUCAAAUUUACUGGAGCCUUGCCAUGCAAAUUACUGUAUAUAUCGCUAACAGCUACUACUUCUGUUUUUGGAGGGCGUUUACUUGUUCUUGUGUUUUCUACUAUGCAGAAUGAACAUAAUGGAACACUGAGUUCACCCAGGGUCCAAAAAAUAUUCAGAAGUCAUAUGAAUAAAUCAUAAGAAAAGAAUAAAAGCUGUGCACUUACCGCCCUGGAUUAGUGUGCUCUAGGCCCCCGACAACUUACUCAUGCUCCAGGAUAAAUAUGAAGACGGGCUACAAGCAUGUACACAACCAGUUACUGUAUGUUAACUGACAUUCUGUGCAUUCACACCAUAGCUGAGCUCAUAGUAACUUGCUUGUGUUCAGAUACCUUAAAACCCAUCGUCCAAGCCAAGGAAAACAGUACAGUUCUUCAGAGAAAAAAUACCAGCUGUAUAAUUUGCUGGCUUGCAGCAAUAUCACACAUAAGCUUGCAGUUGGGAAAGCCUGAAUGCUCUCCUAGCUGCAGUUGUGUUCCUCUAGCAUUCUUAACAAAAGCUGCAGACGAGAGCUACUAACUUGAGACAUGCCUGGGGAAAAUCUUAUAACCUGUGCAGAAAAAAAGCUGAGAUUUAAUCCGAAGUAGCUGAAAAUAAAUUCUGUAUCUCAGAUUUAGUGUCUUUUAAUUUCUGGGAAGACUACAUUUCUGCAUGUUGUACAUGCUUUUUCUUGUUUUAUUUCAUUCAUGUAAAAUUGAUGUUGUAAUAUAAAUAUUAAUAUUGUUUCCCUUUAGAAUCUGUACAAUUUUUAAUAAUGUUUAUCACUUGUUGUAUUUGGAAGAAAAUACUUGAAAUGCUGAAGCUAAUGCAGUGCUGGCAUGGUCAGUGUUAUUCUUAUUUCUCUGUCUUCCAAACUAUUUAAUAUGUCUAGCUUUUCAUUAACACCAAAGUGACUGUGUAUAUGUGAAAGGCUAAAUCCAGAAUUAUUUUACUGGAGCAAUGAAAUUAAGCUUUGUAACUAUAAAAUUAUUUAGCAUCUGUGUGCUAAUAUUGGAGACCAGUAAUAGAUUUUUAUACUGAAAUCUAGGCUAUUGAGAAGUGAGAGACGGUGAGCUUGGAUAGUCUGUUUUUACUUAGCUAUUCAGAACGAGGUAUUUAACACUUACUACAUCGGCUAGGUCACAGUUAAGUUGCCAGGAGUUUGUUGAGAGACCUAAGGCUGUACCAGCAGAGCAUCCUAUUCUGUAGUCAGGGUCACAGGAGUAGAUGUUAUGUAUGUUUUCUGAAGGCUAAAGCCAAGACCUGAGUUUACUUUCUUUGAACCUUCUAUGAAGUCUUCUAAAAAACUUGUGUAACACCAUGUAAAGUUCCUUAAACAGUUUGAUGAUAAAAUAAAAUAGUCUGGAUUUUUUUUUUUUUUGUAAAAGAUCAUAUUUAUUUGAUACAAAAAGUUACAGUUAAUUCUUAAAAUGGUGGUGGUACAUAUUCAUACGUCAAACAAGGAAUUAAAAAGUUAAUGAACUUGG